This is a messenger RNA of Amoebophrya sp. A25, 321 nucleotides long. The record is from the annotation of a GenBank genome assembly. NCBI's taxonomy places the organism in Eukaryota, Dinophyceae, Syndiniales, Amoebophryaceae.
AUGUUGUCGACAGUCUUCAAAGUCUGCGCGUUGGCCGCUCUCGUCGACGCUCGCCAGAAGUUUUCUCCGCGUCAGACCGCGUUCACCCAGACUGCGGAAUUCCUCGCGGCCGCGGAUGAAAAGGGAGACUGCACAAAGGCGGACGAAUUCGAGGCGGCCUGCUAUGAGGGGGCCAAAGAUGAUGCAGAGAAAAAAGCCAUUUCUGAUAAGGCACCAAAAGGAAAAGUGAUCGCGAAGGGAGCAAAGAAGGAAGACGUCAAGGCCGCAUGCUGUCCCCCGGCCAAGUCCGACGGUGGAAGCUGUGGCAGCUCCUGCCGCUAA